AUGAGGAAAAAAUGGAAAACAAAAGAGUAUAAAGAUCACUUAUGGCAGUGUGCAAUAGCAACCACAGUACCAGAAUUUGAACACUACAUGAAUGAACUUAACAAGUUUGAUAAGGAUGCUUUUGAGUGGUUGAAGAAAAUCCCCCCUCACCAUUGGGCCAGAAGCCACUUUUCAGGCAGAGCAGGAUCAGAUAUAUUGCUCAACAAUUUAUGUGAGGUUUUCAACAGUAAGCUUAUUCAUGGUAGGAAUAAGCCCAUCAUAAGUUGUCUUGAGUACAUCAGGCAGUACCUUAUGAAGAGGAUUUGCAAUGUGAAGAAAGUGAUGUCCAAAGCUCCAGGUCCACUCACUCCAACAGCAUCAAAGUUACUUGAGAGAAAUAGGGAAGCUUCAGUCCAAUAUAGAGCUAGAUGGAAUGGGACUGCAAAGUAUGAAGUUUAUGGUCCUUGGCAUGACCAGCAUGUGGUUGACAUGACAAAUAUGUCAUGUACAUGUAGAAGGUGGGAAUUGAAUGGGAUUCCAUGCAGGCAUGCCAUAGCUACAAUACAUGAAAUGGCUGAUAGUGGAGACAAAGUUGGGGAGCUUUACACUUAUGUCAACAAAGUGUAUUGGCUUCAAACAUGGAAUGAAGCUUACUCUUACACUGUGGACCCUAUAAAGGGUAGAGCCAUGUGGCCAAAAAGUACCUGUCCAUUUCAAUUAACACCACCACCACAUCACAAUCAACCUGGGAGACCUAAGACCAAGAGAAAGAGAAGUGCAGAUGAAAAAUAUGAUAAACAGAUGCAAAAUCAUGGUGCAGGUGAACCUGAAAAACUUACCAGAAAGUUUGUUAGUGUUAGGUGUGGGAAAUGCAACAAUAGGGGGCAUAACUCAAGGACGUGCAAGGGUCAAGGUGGGAAUGCAGGAAGCAGUCAAGGAGGGAAUGCAUGAUGCAGUCAAGGAGGGAAUGGAGGUAGCAGUCAAUGCAGGAAUUAGUGUAUUUUGUUUAAAAACUUAUCUUUUGGUUUAGCACAACUUUUGUGCAUUUGGAUGUAAUGGUUUAAAACUAAUUUGUUGUAAUGGUUUUAUUUUGGUCUUUUAUCCCUUUUGGUCAUGAAACUAAUGUCAACCUUUUGUCAUUGUUGAA
Molecule: messenger RNA, 1126 nt
Organism: Lactuca saligna
Lineage: Eukaryota; Viridiplantae; Streptophyta; Magnoliopsida; Asterales; Asteraceae
Source: the annotation of a GenBank genome assembly